Messenger RNA from Besnoitia besnoiti, 9522 nucleotides. RefSeq lists its product as uncharacterized. The record is from RefSeq and is a predicted model, not a curated record. Lineage: Eukaryota; Apicomplexa; Conoidasida; Eucoccidiorida; Sarcocystidae. Bases 1 to 9522 code for a protein of 3173 amino acids. The transcript has 9 exons.
AUGGAACGGCCCGAGGCGCGCCGUUCCAAAGAGUCCAGGCCUGGAACGCCCCCGCUCUCCGAUGGUCCUCCUCCGUCAUCCGCAUGUCAUUCUCGGCCUUCUUCAUCGGCUGGAGGCGUGAAAGCCUCAUGCGCUGGCGAGUCUCCAACUGCCGGCGCGUGGGACGGGGCUGUCUCUGAAUUCUCCGCAAUCUCCACGUCGCCUGCUGCCUCGGCUGGCCCGAACUGGGAGCCAGCGGCGACGAGCGGCGCCACCUCUCCGACCCUGCCGUCUGUAUCGUCCGUUUCUUCUGCAACGAGCCCCAAUGGAGGCGACGCGUCGCCGCAGCCGGAGGCCUCUGGGGGAGAGGCGGAGAGCCCACCAGGAACUGCGGGCUCGAAUGCGCGACGUCGGUCCUCGAGCUCUCCCUCUCUGCGGCCAUCGCCGGAGGCGCACCAUCCUGGCGGGCGGAAGAGGGCGAGGAGCCCGGUGAGUGCCGCGCUUUCUUCCGUGUCGUCUUCGGCGGCAUCGGGAGGGGGGGGCGGGUCUCACCAUCCCGUGCAGCAGCGCGAGCUCGUUCUGAUGCAGCGGAUGACUCAGGACCAGUUUCAACAGCGUCUUGCGGACCUGGGGUGGUACCGGCAGACGCUGCAGGUGAUCAACUUCCGCAACGCAGUCUUCCCCUCGACGUACUCCGUCGCGCUCUUUCUGUCCGCUGCAGCGGCCGCCCCGCAGCUGAUCAAAGUUCUCAUGUACUACUUUGACAGCUUGCCGCCCGCGCAGUACCGCGUCUUCUGCUACGGCCUGGCGCGCUGCCAACACAUUCGGCACCUCGACGCGAACGCGACCGGCACGGCUGGUUUGCCCGCCUGGCGAACGCGUCUGCUUCUGCGAAAGCUCGAAGCCUUUCCCGACAUUCGGCACGUCACUCUGUCUGGAAACGAGUUGGAAUCCUUUCGGGGGGCGCGCAGGCGACGCAAACUCGGCGCCAGGACCGGCGGCGACGCCACACCGCCGCGGCCCUCGAGUGACUCGGAUGACCUGGACGACGAGGAACGACAGGAAGAGGCCGAAGAAUGGGGGCGAGAUGCGGACUAUAUUUUCGAUGUCGAAGCAGAAGACGCCGACGCGAAAAAACGGAGGGAAAAGAGAGACUCAGCGGCCGCGCGCGCGAGCGACGCGGCGUUAGUCCCUGGUGCGCCUGCGCAGAACGGGGUCACAGAGAAGAAACCCAGCAACCAUCCGCCUGGCGGGGCGCCGGCAGCGCCAGCAGAGCACACGGCCCCAGGGCAGGAAAGCGAAGCGGAAAAAGUGGAUGCCGCGCGGUCCGCGGACGUCGAGGAAGAUCUGGAAACGACUGCCAAACAGCUUCUCGCUCAAGUUCUCGCGGAUGUCCGCUCCGGCCGAAGGGCGGCUCGACGCAGGAGAUACUUCCCCGGCGCGGGGCAGAAGGAACACUGCCCAAGCCCCGUGCGCUCGGACGAGAAGGAGAAGCGGUCUCUGUCGCCGGCGCCUAGCUGUGUGUUCGAAAACGAAGCGCGGGAGACGCGCGCCGUGCACAACCUUCGAGAGCUGAUGGUUCGUGGCGUCGUCUGCUUGCAGAUCAAGGAGUGCGCCCUGGCUCAGCAGUCGCAGCUCUCGCUCUGGGUUCUCAACUCCUGUCACCUGCUGCGCCUUCGGCAGCUCGACAUGGGCAAAGCCGACCGUUCCCUCGCCCUCGUGAUGCCCGAAGAAAGAGAUCCUUCCACCAACGACGAACUGCUUCGGAGAAUAUGCCUCAUGUCGCGCCCUCUCUGGACUCGGCGCAAGCAGUCGAGCGACAUCCUCACAGCAUUUCACGCGAUCGACGAUUGGCGGGAGCCGAUGCUGCCCUACUUCUGGCUGUAUGCGUUGUUGGACUGCAUGCUGCUCUACGCGCAUAAUCACCCGCCGGCAUCGCUGCCUUCUCCUUCGCAUGCCGCGUCUACGAAGCCGGGGGAGAUUCCCCCGUCCUCUGGAGGCGUAAUGCCUCAUUCGCCCUUCCCAGGCGCAGCCUAUGCGUCUCUCUUGAAGCAUCGGCGCCUCAUGCGACAGCCGCUGGUACGCGUCUGGUUCCCGCCUCAAGAUCCCCAACAGGCCGUCGGCUUGGCGCUAAGGCUUCCGCCCGGAUGUGCGGGUUUCUGUUACGCGUUGCUUAUGGGCCGCGUGGGGGACAGGUGCUUGGUUCGCUGGCUAGCGCGUCGUCAGUUCAGCGAGCACUUGGAGCAAGACAUACGGGCUUGUAAACAAAGCUUUGCCGUGUCGUCUUCGGAGGGCGCGACCCCCGAUUCCUCGUCUGUGCAUCCACAGCGUCUCUCUUGUCCUUCGUCUGCAUCGCCGGUCUCUUCGUACGUUGCGGAGAUUCUUGCUCGGUUCAAAAAGCUGAAUCCCUUUCCGCCGCUCUGUCCGCUCUGCCUGCCGACUGCGGCUGCGCCUGCCGAUGGGUCGACAGCCUUGGGCGCGGCGGCCUUUGGAGCCCACUCGCAGGCCUCCAGGAGCCGCGCGUCGUCGCGGCUGGCGGCGGUGGCGGCGGCCGCAGCUGUCGCGGCGCACGGGGCGGCGGCGUCGUCGCCCUUCUACACGACCGGUCUCGAUUGCCCGCAGAUGCGGCAGAAACGAGAGCUCGAGUUGUUUUUCGGAAAGUUUGACGCAGUGGUGCAUGUCUCGAGAGUGGAGCCGGCCGCCUUCGCCUGGGACUGGAGGCUCAGUCGAGAGCAGGAAGAAGGCGAGGGCGGCGUCCACAGGGAGCGAGAGGCCGACGGGGAAUUCGACCCAAGUUCCGCGUGCACGGAGGGCGCAGAAAAACCCGAAACGGAGGACUGUGGCGCCUCGGUCGGCGAGGGCGAGACAGAGAAGGGCAGGCUACUACACGGCCCGAAGAGCAGUCUCCCCGCCCACGUGAAGAGGGAACCGAGCGCAGGACGAGACGGAGAAAGAAGGACAGACGACAAACGCGGGAUUUCGAGCAUGGGCGGCGAAGAAGGCAUCGGCGUCGGGUCCUGGGUAGAAGUGGAUCUAGGAGGCGAAGAAGAUGCGGGGAAACAGUUUGUGACAGCCAUCGGCAUUAUCUGCCAAGUCGAUCAAGCCCCUGCGGGGGCGCCCCCCGCUACCCUCCCGUCAUGGCAAGACCCGGGUUGUGCGUUCAAUCCUCGCUUCGGCCUCGCUGUGCAGGAGUCGCGGUCGCCGAGUGCGCCGCGGCCAGGUGCGCUGGCUGCAGCCCAGCGCAACCUGCUUUUUUCCGCUCGCUUCCGCGUCAACUUGCUGCACACGAAACCGACAGCGCCCUCCUCGGCGUCUUCGCAUGGGGUCAAGAGUUCUUCGGCUCGCGGAAACGCCCCGUCGACGGGGGGGAAGAAUGUCGCGCCCCCUGGAGGCAGUGCAAAAGGCUCUGACGCGGGGCGGGUCGUCAGCGUCCCCUUCAGCCGCGUCCGCCCCUUGCAGGUCCUCUUGCCUCCCAAAGAAACUUGGAGUCUGGCGGCUGUACGCUCGCAGGCUGCGAAAAUAAAAGAGGACGCAGAACGACGCGGCGUAGAGAAGAGAUACUGGGGUUUUGGAGGCCCCCUGGGGUCUUGUGUCCUACUCCCCAAAGAGUGGGGAAUCGACGCCGCCGAGAGCGAUUUCGGCGCGCCGCGGGCGUUUCCCAGCGCUCUGAGUCGCCCUUUGGCGUCUGCCCCUCCGGCGCCCCCGGCUGCGUCUGCGCCCUCAGUCUUUCACUCCCGAGUUCUUCAAUUUUUCGAGCCCGAGCAGGUGGAGUUCAUGCAGAAGAACAUGCACCACCCUCGCCAGUUGAUUGCUCACUUUGGUUUCAGCUCGCCGUCCCCGCCAGUGUCGGGUUCGCCUUCGGUCAUGGGCAGACGUAGGUCCUACGGGGGUAACGCGAGUCUCCGGGGCGGAAGCUGUACUGGCAGCAGUGCGAUAUCUGUCGCGUCAUCGGUCUCUCGCGCUUCGUCAGAGGCCUCCCGCGAGGCGUCUCCUCGUCUGGAGCCCUCCGGCGCUGACCGAGGCUUGGGUUUCGACGCGUCCGACGGUGCUGCGGAGGGCGAGGAGAGAGGGGCUGCGGGUCCCUCUGGUGCGCCGGCGGGGGCGGCGGCCGCGCCGGCGAGUCGGGACGGUGGAGGAUUCCUUCCUCAGGCGGCAGAAGAGAAGAAGGUUCUCAGUGUGCCGGUGGGGGGCAGAGGCCACCUCGGGAGUCCGGGCUGCGCAGGCUGGAGUGCGCCUCUCAAACACGGUGGACAAGGUGCGCCACCGGGGUUCAAUCGGUUGGCGUACGCACAUGUCCUGCUACCCCCUCCAGCCCCCCCGAGAGGCUUUUUCUCGCUUCUUUCAGGAAGCGGUGGCGGAAGCCAGAGUCAGAGUUCUUCCGCCAAGGGGGUGAAGCAGGAAGGAGGCAACAGCAAAGGCGGCGCCGUGGAGAAGAGUUCGGGAGAAGGCGCGGGUGACUUGAAACCGCCCCACGGGCGGUCCGCUCCGAGCGUGGACUCGUCUUUGUCGCCUCGAGGUGGCUCCCGAUGUCCCUCUCCCGGCGACGCAGGCUCAGCGGGCCGCUGCUCGUCCUCGACUUCCCGUCGUUCCUCGACGCCCCAGCAUGUGGAUUUUUUUGGCCCGGAGAGCGGGGCUCGGCACGACUCGCCGUUCCCAGUCUCCGACGGCUCCGUAGUGGGGGCGUCCCCCCGCGAGUGGGGGUCGGCGAGGGCCCACUCGCCGCCGGCGGGAACGUCCUCGACAAGCCACAAGAAGCGGGCUCCGGGGUCCGCUCAGGAAUCCGGAGCUGCGGCAGCUGCGCGCGUAGGGGCAGCCAGAGGCGCCGGUGCCGUCUCAAAAGACGCAAAGGGGGGAGGCGCGGCCUUUGCAAAGGGCGCGGCUGCGUCGGCGCACGCCAAUGGGGCGCCACACAGCAAGCGCGCGCGAGUGACGUACUCACCCACGAUCUCUGGAAAGACUCGAUCUGUCGGGAGCGACAAAUCCGUGUCUCCGCCUCCAUUCCGACUCGACAGAGAGCGAUCUCCCUCCCCUGUGCGGGGGGGGCCAGGCUCCGGCCGACUCCGCCAACAGAGAGCGUAUCAGUGCACAGAUGGGCAAGGCUCCAACCUCGUCGUCUGUGUCGAGAUUUUUGAUGACGACGACGACGAAGAGGCGAGAACAAAGGGGUCUGCUGCUGCAGGAAGAGGUGAGAAGAAAGCAAAGAAGGACGAGGAUGACGCGAGCCACCUGACGCUGGGAGAAGGCGGCAGGUGCGGCGCCGAUACCGCGGCUUCUCGCUAUGUAGCCACGAGGACGCUGGCGCGAGGCCCCCUGGCUGCGGGACGCUACGCCGAGGGAGACGGCGAGUUCCACGCGUGGAGGAACGGCACACUUCGGCGGCGGAGGCGAACGGAGGCGGAGCGAGCAGAGAGGAGACGGCGGCAAGAAAUGGAAGAGCAGAGCUACCAAAAAACUCGCGAAAGUGAAUGGCUGUGGGGUCUGUCGCUCCCAUGUCCGGCCCUCUCUCCAAGCGACGAGGGUGCUGCUGCAGAGGCCCCCGCGUGUGACGUUUCUCUCUGCGAAGGAGGAGACGGUCGCAGAGAGUCCCCUACUGACGAGCAAGACAGGUCAUGUCUUUCGCCCCAUCCGCGUUUGCCUUUGGCUCCGUCCACUGUCCGGUCCCUGCACGCAGAAUCAUGGUCACUUUCAGAGUCAUCCAAGUCUCCUUCGUCCGUUUCCUCUCGUCCCUCCUCUCCCUCUUCUUCGCCCUCACUGACGGCCUGUUGCGCGGCUGGGCCCGCGCCUUUCACACUGCACCUGUCGCGCGGAAUAGAUGGACUGCGGGGCGACUGCGCGGCGGAAGCUCCGCCGAAUCCUCUAUUGCCCCCAGCUCGGCAGCCUCUCGAAGCGAGUGAGUGGCAGCUUAUUAAGACUGCCUUGCAUAUUCUACGCGGUCGGGGUGUCUGCGGCCUGAUAUGUGAACCAGGCGGGAGUCUCCUGUCUGCUGGUUCUGCAAAGGAGGCGGCGACAGAGCGACAGCGGUACAUAUGCCUGCCUCUCUCCGCGGACUUGUGGCAAACCGGCGGGUAUCAAGGGGAGAAUCCGUUUGUCAGCUCUCUUGCAGGGGCCGAAGCGGGCUCCCGAGAGCCUGGGGGGAGCGAUCUGCUGUGGGGCACGGCGACCCACCUGCGGAAAGGGCGAGAGGGGUCGUGCCUCGCGGGGGGAGAUGCCGCACAGCCGGGAAAGAGGCACGUUCUCCACGAUGACUGCAGCGGGGACCGAAGACCAAGAAAGCGCUUCUGGAGACUGAACGAAGAAGCGCUCGACCAGCUGAGGUGCUUCCUCGAGUUCCGCGUCAGCCGCCGGCGGUCCCGAAUGCUCCAAGAUGAGCACUUCCUCACCUGUCCAGCCGCGCUGGAGCGCCGCGCUUCGCCCUUCCCGCCCACGAGGGGACGGGAGCGCUCGCCUGUGAGUGUCCAGGACACGGUCUUAGGUGCCGCCUUCGGGCGCCCCGACUCCACAGACCUGCUCGGACCGCUGCUCGCGUGCGUGCCCCCGCGCCCGCCUGCGCCGCCCCGCAGAGAAAGGAGCAAAGCCGACCGAUUCGCGGGUCGGCGCGCCCCGCCACCCGAGUCUGCGCCGGCUCGCGCCGCCGUGCUGCGCAGCUGCAGGAUGGCAGCCGAGGCCUUAGCGGCAGGCGGCGUGGAGGGUCCCCCGCCGGCGGGGGCAGGGGGUGGCGACGCAGCAGCUGCGGGACGCUGGGAGUGCGGGUCAGCGGGCGCGGGUGUGCCUCGAGAAGGCUCCUCGGGCAGGACAGAGGGGGGCUUUUCGGCGGGUCACGUCGGAGCCGGAAAGAAGAGAAGCAGAGGGAAAGCAAGCGCGGGGGCAGCGCACAGUCACGUCUGGUCCUGGAACUGGGAAGCCGUGGGCGGUGACUAUGGCCUUGACAACCGUGGCAUCUAUCGACGGUAUGCGGAGGCGAUACUUGAUCAGCAGGCACGGCGGCGCAAGCGCCGCUUAGAGUCCGAUGGACAGGUGGGAUGCUUCGGCUGGAGAAGAGACUACGUUAUGCGGUUGUUAAAAAAGGCAAGCAGCAGAAGCCCACAGGGGGACGACUGCGAGGACGAGCGAAUGGGGGACGACGACGGGAGUCGUGGCCUGGCUCACCGACGAGAUGGCAUUGAGAAUCUCGGCGAGUCCAUUGAAGACCGGUUCUACCGCGCUCUGAAUCGAUUCGUAGACCCGGGAGCUCUGUGGGGACUUGGCGCUGCCCAUGCGGGGAGCGCGCCAGACGCCUCUUCCAGUCGAGGGGGCGCCGAAUCCAUUGCCGGUAAUUUCUCGAGUGGGAACGGGGUGAAGCGUCCCGUGAGCAGCACGGGGCGCAGGUCUGUGUUUUCGGGGGACGAAUGUAGCGAAAUCGACACAGAGGAAGACGAGGAGGAUCCAACCGUCCAGCGAAGACUCCGGAGAGAACGGAGAGCCGCAGCAAACGAAGCAGCGGCAGCAGCAGCGGCAGAGGAGGGGCCGUCGCUCGCGGGUCCGUGUGGGCACUCCGCCACGCGGCGCAGCUCUUCUCCUGCUACUAGUCAAGAGAGCUCUCGAUUCCCUGCAGCUUCCUCCUCUUCAACUACAGCGGUAAAAAAACCGCUGCCAGCCAGUCGUAAACCUGGCAGACCUAGGAAAGCGUCUGCGGGGCCCGCGUCGACGGCGGGAUCUUCUGCUGUGAGCUCGCCGCCGGCUGCGGCGGCCCCCGGAGUGCCUGAUCCGCGGACUGUCCCCAGCAGGGAUUCACACGGGCGUUUUCUGCCUGGGGGUUCGCCCGCGUCCGCCUCGCCUGUGUGUCAGCAGACCGCCGUGGCUGACCAGAAGCGGAUGCCGCAGAGGCCGCCUCCUGGAGCGAGGGGAGCGCAAGUAGCGAAGCUCCCCAUAGGCCAGUCUGACGCGCCAUGUGGUGUUCAGGCCGCGAACCGCGAGAGCGAUGUUAAAGCCGCUACAGGGCCGGAGGAGCACGCGGAGAAUGUAAACCGCUCCGUCCCAGAUUCCUCCGCCGGACGCGCGAGCGGGGAGCAUGCCCUACGUGGAGGAACGCAGAUUCUGUCACAAAGAGCAUCACUAAAAGCCGAUUCCGGGGACGGCCGCGAGCCUUCGCAUGCGGGUGGGGUUGCUGCGGCAGCAGCACCUGAAGGCCGCACGUUAAGCGCAGCUGACCAUGCUCUGUCUCGCGAUUUUGAGGCCAAUCCGGCUACGCGAGGGCGGGGCGAAGGCGGGGAAGGGGCUGAAGAUUCGUGGGAAGGCGUGGCGGCUAAGCAGCCUGAUCCUCAGGAAGAGGAAACUCCGCCGCCGUCUGAGGCAGCAAAGGUGGUCGUUUCAGGGCAGCCCAAGUCCCAGUCCGAUGAGGCAGACGCGCCUGAGUUGGACGCCGCGAAACGCGUCCAGGACACAACAGACGAGCAGGAACAGGAUGGUGUCUCUUCGGUCUCCCUGUCUCCAGUCAUCAGCGUCGAGUCUCCUGUCGAGGGGCUGUCCACGUGCGGAGUGAGGCCCGCAGCUGCGAGUGGCAGUGCAGGCGCGCCCCAUGUUUCUCAGCGUAGUGGAUUGGACGGGACGGGACGAGGGAACGAGUCCGGGGAGACCCAUAGCGCGUCUUCGCCGUCUGGCGCGGGUCUGCAUUAUGAGUCGCGGUUUCACGACGCCAGUUGCGCGACGGGCGGGGGCGCGGGGCAGGCUGACCGCGCAGGAGGCCCGGAUGAAGUUCCGUCUCCGGCGGCGCAGCCGCCGCAGCGGCUGGGCGAGUGGGGCCCAGCGGCGGCGGCCGCCGGGGCCGGGACCGUGCAGGUUGUCUCUCUGGGCAGCCUUCCGCCGCAGUUCUCAGCCGUGCCCCACGGGCACCAGUUCGCGCGCUACCCAGAGCAGUUUCAGCACCACCUCGCACACCAGCAGCUGUCGCACCGGCAGUGGGUGCAGCAGCAUCAGGCUGCGGCGGCGUACUACGCAGUGCAUGGGUUUCAGCAUCACGGACAGAUUUUCGCGGCGCCCGCAGUGUAUGCGGCGGGGUCCGGCGGGGGCCGCCCAGGCUGCGGGUCUGUGCAGGCGCUGCACGGUGUCGCGGGCUCGGUUUCCUCAGCGAGUUCCGCGUCGAGUUGCGCUGACGCUGGCCUGCCGGCAGGACAACUCGUAGCCCUCUCUGUGCCGGAUGUUUGCGCGUCGGCGCAUCCAUCACCCCCCCGCGCGAUCGAGCUCGGCUUCUUUCCACAGGCGAAUGGCCAUGUUCUGACCAGCCGACCCGGGAGCGCGCCAUCAGACUCAUUCGAUGCAGCGGCCGCCAGAGGGGGCCCGCCCGAGGGGUGCAGGCUCGACGUCGGUCACUUCAGAGACGGAGACACGUGCGCAGUGACAGAGUGCGCGGGGGGUUCGGCUGCGCUAUCCAGGGGGGGGCGGCUCAAGGCUGAAGGGGAUAGCCUCGCUCAACACUGCGCGGGCACGAUGGCGGUUGCCUUGGGGGGCGGGAGGGCGCCACGAAGCUCUGCCGCCGAGCAGGUGAUUGACUUGACAGAAGAUGACUGA